AUGUCGGCCAAGGUGCGGCUGAAGCGGCUGGAGCAGCUGGUGCUGGACGGGCCGCAGCGGCACGACAGCGUGCUGAGCGUGGAGACCCUGCUCGACCUCCUGGUCGGCGUCUACGCCGAGUGCAGCCGCGACUCGCCGCUCCGCCGCGACCGAUACGUCUCCGACUUCCUCGAGUGGGCAAGACCAUUUACAAAAUUGGUAAAGGAAAUGCAACUCCAUCGAGAUGACUUUGAAAUUAUAAAAGUGAUUGGAAGAGGUGCAUUUGGUGAGGUUGCGGUUGUUAAAAUGAAGUGUACAGAGCGCAUUUAUGCAAUGAAAAUUCUAAAUAAAUGGGAGAUGCUUAAAAGGGCAGAGACAGCUUGCUUCCGAGAGGAGAGAAAUGUCUUGGUGAAUGGAGAUUGUCAGUGGAUUACUACGUUGCACUAUGCCUUUCAAGAUGAGAACUAUCUGUAUCUAGUGAUGGACUACUAUGUUGGUGGUGACUUACUGACACUUCUCAGUAAGUUUGAAGACAAACUUCCUGAAGAUAUGGCUAGGUUCUACAUUGGUGAAAUGGUGCUUGCUAUACAUUCCAUACAUGAGCUGCAUUAUGUGCACAGAGACAUAAAGCCUGAUAAUGUCCUUUUGGACAUGAAUGGCCACAUACGACUGGCAGACUUUGGAUCCUGCCUGAAAAUGAGUGAAGAUGGCACAGUACAGUCAUCAGUAGCAGUGGGUACGCCCGACUACAUCUCCCCUGAGAUACUGCAAGCAAUGGAAGAUGGAAUGGGAAAAUAUGGGCCUGAAUGUGACUGGUGGUCACUGGGUGUCUGCAUGUAUGAAAUGCUGUAUGGUGAAACACCGUUUUAUGCAGAGUCAUUAGUGGAAACAUAUGGGAAGAUUAUGAAUCAUGAAGAACGAUUUCAGUUUCCCUCCCAUGUUACAGAUGUAUCUGAAGAAGCAAAAGAUCUUAUUCAGCGACUUAUCUGCAGUAGGGAGCGUAGACUGGGACAGAACGGAAUAGAGGAUUUUAAGUCUCAUGCAUUUUUUGAGGGACUUAAUUGGGAUAACAUCCGAAACCUGGAAGCACCUUACAUUCCAGAUGUUAGCAGUCCUUCUGACACCUCAAACUUUGAUGUAGAUGAUGAUGUAUUAAGAAAUCCAGACGUGGUGCCACCAAGUUCUCAUACAGGCUUUUCUGGAUUGCAUUUACCAUUUGUUGGGUUUACAUACACAACUGAUAGCUCUUUAUCUGAUAGAGGCACUUUAAAGAGUGCGAUGCAGUCUGACACUGUAACCAAAGAUAUGGAUGUGCAGCGUGACUUAAAGAACACUUCACAAAUAGAAGGCUAUGAAAAGAAAAUACGGAAAUUAGAGCAAGAAAAGCAAGAUUUGAACAGAAAACUGCAAGAAUCUACACAGACAAUGCAGAACCUCCAAGGUCCAGUGUGUGUUACAGUAAAUACAAGCCGUGAUAAGGAAAUAAAAAAAUUAAAUGAAGAAAUUGAGCGGUUGAAGAACAAAUUAACAGAUAUAAGUAAACUGGAAGGACAGCUUGCAGAUGCAGUGGCUUUUCGACAAGAACAUGAAGACUCUAUACACAAGUUGAAAGGACUAGAAAAACAGUGCAGAGUACUGCGGCAAGAAAAGGAGGACCUUCAUAAGCAACUUGUAGAAGCCUCAGAGAGAUUAAAGACACAAUCCAAAGAAUUGAGGGAUGCCCACCAGCAAAGAAAACUAGCUGUGCAGGAGUUCUCUGAGCUCAGUGAGAGGAUGGGAGACUUGCGGUCCCAAAAGCAGAAGCUGUCCCGUCAACUUCGUGACAAGGAAGAAGAGGUGGAAGUGAGCAUGCAGAAAAUUGAUGCUAUGCGGCAAGACAUCCGUAAAUCAGAGAAGAUCAGAAAAGAGCUGGAAGCCCAACUUGAAGAAGUUGUAGCAGAAGCAUCAAAAGAACGCAAGCUUCGUGAGCACAGUGAGGUCUUUUCCAAGCAACUGGAAAAUGAACUGGAAGCUCUAAAGCUGAAGCAGGGAGGCCGGGCAGCAGGUGCCACACUAGAGCAUCAGCAGGAGCUUUCCAAAAUUAAGUCUGAGCUGGAAAAGAAAAUCUUAUUUUAUGAAGAGGAGUUGGUCCGACGAGAAGCAUCACAUGUUUUGGAAGUAAAAAAUGUGAAAAAGGAAGUACAUGAUUCAGAGAGCCAUCAGCUUGCACUGCAGAAAGAGAUCAUGAUAUUAAAAGAUAAAUUAGAGAAAACAAAGCGAGAGAGGCACAGCGAAAUGGAGGAAGCAGUAGGAACAAUGAAAGAGAAAUAUGAGCGUGAAAGAUCUAUGCUCUUGGAAGAUAACAAAAAGCUAACAACAGAAAAUGAGAGGCUUUGCUCCUUUGUGGACAAAUUAACAGCACAGAACAGGCAGCUAGAAGAUGAGCUUCAAGACCUAGCAGCAAAGAAGGAGUCUGUUGCUCACUGGGAAGCUCAGAUUGCAGAAAUUAUUCAAUGGGUAAGUGAUGAGAAGGAUGCUCGUGGCUAUCUCCAAGCAUUAGCUUCCAAGAUGACAGAAGAACUAGAAUCAUUAAGAAGUUCCAGUCUGGGGUCACGAACACUGGAUCCACUUUGGAAAGUGCGACGCAGUCAGAAGUUGGAUAUGUCAGCUAGGCUGGAAUUACAGUCUGCUCUUGAUGCAGAAAUUCGUGCCAAACAACUAGUUCAAGAAGAGCUACGAAAAGUUAAAGAUGCAAACAUAUCUUUUGAAAGUAAAUUAAAGGAAUCGGAGGCAAAAAAUAGGGAACUGUUGGAAGAGAUGGAAGGUUUGAAGAAAAAACUGGAAGAAAAAUACAGAACAGAUUCAGGUCUCAAACUUCCAGACUUCCAAGAUUCCAUUUUUGAGUAUUUCAACACCUCUCCUCUUGCACGUGAUCUGACUUUCAGAACCGGUUCCAUUAGUGAGCAGGAAACACAGGGUCCCAAGUCAGAAGUUUCACCAUCUACUUCAGUUGUAACUGCAGAGCAACAACAAGAAGUAAGAGAGCCGUUAUUUUACCCUGAAGAGAUGCCUGCUGCUCCUUCCCCCACCAUUCAAUCCAUUUCUCUAGCUGUACCAAAGCCUAAAGCUCACCAGUUCAAUAUCAAGUCAUUUACAAGCCCUACUCAGUGUAGUCAUUGCACUUCUCUUAUGGUGGGAUUAGUUCGACAAGGUUAUGCCUGUGACGUGUGUUCAUUUGCAUGCCAUGUUUCCUGCAAGGAUAGCGCACCUCAGGUCUGCCCUAUACCCCCUGAGCAAGCCAAAAGGCCUCUUGGAGUAGAUGUGCAAAGAGGAAUAGGAACCGCCUAUAAAGGUUAUGUCAAGGUCCCAAAGCCUACAGGAGUUAAGAAAGGGUGGCAGAGGGCUUAUGCAGUUGUCUGUGACUGUAAACUGUUCUUAUAUGAUGUGCCUGAAGGAAAAUCCACCCAGCCUGGAGUUGUUGCAAGUCAAGUCUUGGAUCUCAGAGAUGAAGAUUUUUGUGUGAGCUCUGUCCUAGCAUCGGAUGUAAUACACGCAACUCGUAAAGACAUCCCUUGUAUAUUCAGGGUGACAGCUUCUCUCUUAGGUUUGCCUUCAAAGUCUUGUUCUCUACUGAUCCUGACAGAAAAUGAGAAUGAGAAGAGAAAGUGGGUUGGAAUCCUAGAAGGGUUGCAGUCUAUCCUCCACAAAAACAGACUGAAAAACCAGGUUGUGCAUAUUCCACAAGAAGCCUAUGACAGUACGCUGCCUCUUAUUAAAGCAAGUUUAGCUGCUGCUAUUGUAGAUCGAGAUAGAAUAGCGAUUGGUUCAGAAGAAGGACUGUAUGUGAUAGAGGUGACCCGUGACGUGAUAGUCCGAGCUGCUGACUGCAAGAAGGUGUACCAGAUAGAGCUUGCUUCCAAAGAGAAAAUUAUCAUCCUCAUCUGCGGUCGGAACCAUCACGUUCACCUUUACCCCUGGGCUUCUCUGGAUGGGUCGGAAGGAAACUUUGACAUUAAGCUUCCAGAAACUAAAGGCUGCCAAUUGAUUACAACUGGAACACUAAAGAAGAGUUCUUCAACUUGUUUGUUUGUGGCUGUCAAACGACAGGUUUUUUGCUAUGAAAUUCACAGAACUAAACCUUUCCACAAAAAAUUCAGUGAAAUUCAGGCUCCAGGAACUGUACAGUGGAUGACAGUGUUCAAGGACAAGCUCUGUGUUGGCUACCAGUCCGGGUUCUCUCUGUUGACCAUCCAGGGAGAUGGACAAUCUAUAAACCUGGUAAAUCCUAGUGACCCCUCGCUUAUCUUCCUCUCACAGCAGUCUUUUGAUGCCCUUUGUGCUGUGGAGCUCAGUAAUGAGGAAUACCUGCUUUGCUUCAGCCAUAUGGGAGUAUACGUCGAUUCACAAGGUCGAAGGUCACGCAUGCAGGAACUAAUGUGGCCUGCAACUCCUGUUGCCUGUAGUUGCAAUUCUUCGUACGUAACAGUGUAUAGCGAGUAUGGUGUUGAUGUAUUUGAUGUUAACACUACGGAAUGGGUCCAGACUAUUGGCCUGCGAAGGAUCAGACCAUUAAACAUGGAUGGCACACUGAAUCUCCUUAACUGCGAGCCACCAAGACUAAUAUAUUUCAAGAACAAGUUUGCAGGAGCUGUCCUCAGUGUACCAGAAACAUCUGACAAUAGCAAGAAGCAAAUGCUUCGAACUAGGAGCAAAAGAAGAUUUGUAUUUAAGGUUCCCGAGGAAGAGCGAUUACAACAAAGGCGGGAAAUGCUUAGAGACCCUGAGCUAAGGUCAAAGAUGAUUUCUAACCCAACGAAUUUCAACCAUGUGGCUCAUAUGGGACCAGGAGAUGGAAUGCAAGUUCUCAUGGACCUCCCACUGAGUGUUCUACCUGCUGCACAGGAUGAAAAACCAUGUCCAUCUACAGCUAACCUCUCACGGCAGCAACAGCAGCAGAGAAACAAAACCUAUAUUUCCUGGCCCUCGUCAAGUGGCAGUGAUGUGGGAGGAGCCAUGCCUUCCCGAAGUAUGUCCGAUCCUGACCAGGAGUUUGACAAAGAGCCUGAUUCAGACUCCACCAAACACUCUACUCCAUCCAACAGCUCAAAUCCAAGUGGUCCCCCAAGUCCCAACUCUCCUCAUAGGAAUCAGCUUACCCUAGAUGGACUGGACCAGUCAACCUGUGACGCAUAACACUACCGCUCUCACCAUUCUGGUGUCGAUCAUCCACUACUCCAUGGAGUAUUCAAGAGCAGGGCAAAGCUGUCUCAGAUGCUAGUGCCAAGACUGACACUGAACCUCUAGUGUUGUACAAGAAUAAUUAUAUAUCCAGAUUGUAGAUACAAACUAUUGAAAUGAAGAAAAUUCUUUACUAAAUAGCGAUGGAGCUUUUUAUGCAGAAUUGUUCACUGCUCAGUUAUGGUUGAUUUCUUUCUGCACAGCUGUGACACAGUUUUAUUGCAUAGGAGCAUUUAAGGCCACCAGUAAAUAGUCUUAUUCUUAUGCUGAAAAAGAAGUAGAGAGAGAUACUGAUAAUGUUGCUACAGUAUCAGGAAUAUUAUUUUUCUAUAGAAUGAUGUAACGUCUCAUUAGCAGGAAAUCCUUUUAGACACAAUUUGGACCUCUCAAUAGGAAAUGUGAGCAGGUCUAGUUACAUCCUCAAAUGAAUACACUUUUCCCUUUUUCCCAUAACUGUUUCUUUCCUAAAUCUUAAGGAGAAUGCUAGGAAGCUGUAGGUUGUUUGCAACAUCAAUAGAAUCACCAGGAAGUCAAAUAAAAGUUGGUUAUAGUUUUGUGGCCUUUUAAUUCAUUUAGCCAUUACAUAUACAGCUGCAUAACUGUCUUUCUAUCUUUCUACCAACUUUUUAGUCUUGUACAUAGGACUACUGCCAGUUCUCUUUUACCCAUACCCUGCUUUUUAGUCCUCAUCAAUCAGUCAUUAGUCAGGGCUUUUAAAAUAUUGGUAAUUACUGCUGUGAAAAAAAUUUUACUCCUAGUUCCUGCCUAUCUCCUUCUGAGAAGUUGUUUCUCCUGGGUUUUUCGGUGUAAGGACACACUACAUUGUUUAGCUACCAAGCCUUCUCGUGGAUGCAUUGCCCUUGAAGUCUGCUUGAUCUAAGGGACUAUAUCGCACUAAAACAUCAGUCUGUUUUAUUGGUUACCAAAGUGGAACGUGAAGGAUGUGUAACUGGGGGUGCUGCUUUUCUCAUUAAUUGUAUCCUCACCUGCAUGAAGACUCCAUGAUUAUUAAUCAAGUAUUGAUCAUGUAGAAAAAUGCACAACACACUCCUGUAUAUUUUGCUAUGGCCCACGUGCAGUGGUGAUGUUUUGCGUGUAUAUUUAAUCUCAUGCUUCCAUGUAUUAUACAUUUAGUAAUCAAAGAUUUGUGACCAUGUUUCAUUAAAAGCUUGUAAUUAAUUCA
Molecule: messenger RNA, 6379 nt
Organism: Gavia stellata (red-throated loon)
Lineage: Eukaryota; Metazoa; Chordata; Aves; Gaviiformes; Gaviidae
Gene: CDC42BPB
Product: CDC42 binding protein kinase beta
Exons: 37
Coding region: 1-5151 (1716 amino acids)
Biological process (GO): actomyosin structure organization; peptidyl-threonine phosphorylation
Cellular component (GO): cytoskeleton; cytoplasm
Molecular function (GO): ATP binding; protein serine/threonine kinase activity
Source: RefSeq, a predicted model, not a curated record